CACUCACGGCUUCCAUCGUAGAACCGGCUGGCCACAGAAACAAGCCUGUCGGGAUAACGCUGACGGAUCCAUCAAUCGGACGGUCCAGAUCUCAUCGGGCUCAGGAGCCGCCCGCCCCUCGUCCGAACCCUGCAGAGAGCUUGGCCACCACGGCGUUUUUUAAGUUCUUCCCCCGUCGUCCGUCGGGGACGGUGGGAGGACAGCCCCUGUAGGCGGAGGUUUCCCAGCGAGGGUUUUCUGUUUCGCUGGAUCGCGUCAAGCGUGGAUUGGCUUGGUUUACGAUGAAUGAACACGCUCAAGCUGGCAUCGUGGCUAGUUGAGUGUAAGAUUUUCUUGAUUAAUUGGUUUCUUGAUUUCGAGAUUAUCAGCAAUGGCUGGACGAGCAAGCUAGGAAAUUAAGAAAAUGAUUUGGUGUCGGGUUCAAUUUGCCCUUUAAUGAUGUGGUGACAUGCUUUGAGUAAAACAUUUGAAUUUUAAAUGGCGGAUUGUGCUGUUAUACCAUUGCGUGCCCAUCUGCAAAUGGAGGGGAUUCGGUCCAAAAGUAUUCUCUUCGUGCCUAAAAAAGCUUAUGCAAGGAUACCACAGAGGAAUUACUUAUUUAUGAAAAGUAAUCUUGUUUCUCAAUUUAAACCACCAAAAGUUCUUGUGAAUGGUGCUUCUUUUCGCAUAGCAUUGGAAGGAAGCCAGUGCAUGAAGGAGAGUUUCUUUAAAUGCUGUUGCUUUGGGUCUUUGACAGAUCCUGAGAGUGCAGUACCAUCAAAUUGGAUGUCUGUUGUUGACCAAAUGCUUCUAAUGGUCAGUAUAGUCUUUGCACAUUUGGCUGGGGCAAUACCCCGCAGUAGGGCUUAUAUUGGUGUGAAAAAUAACACUACGAGUCAACAUCAUGAUGCUGCAAGAUCAACCAAUUAUGGUAGGUCUACGGAGUCCAACAUGAAUGGUCCUUGGAUUGAAGUAAAAGAGAAACUUAUGGAUGCUUUGACUGCUAUUGAAAAUGAUGGAAGGAUGGAGAACAGAGCUGCUGAACAUGAAAAUGAAAGCAAAAUGCAUUCCUUGAAUAUCUUCGCUGUUGAUGAAGGUCCUAGACUACGGUUGCUUUGGGUUACGUUACAACAACUUCAAAAAGAGGUCGGUCAUAUCUCACAAACCCAAGAGUCUGUUAGCCGGGAUAUCUGGCUGCUGGUUGCCUUGGAAGUCAUAAAAGGAGCAACCCAGCCCAUCUACAUAAAAUGGCUUGAGGAGGAACUGACCCUGGAAAUUGGACAACCUGAAAUGAAGCUUACUGAUAGAAUGCUCGGGAAGUUAAAUGGAGAUGAUAGAAUCUUACAGAAUAUUAGUAGAUCUGGGAAGGCUGAACUCUAUGCAGACUUGCUGUUCUUCCUUAGAUUUGGUUCUCUCAGAAAUGGAUGCUGUUAUGACAAUAAACUUCUGACUCGACAUGGAGUUGACAUUCUAGAAGAUCUGGUGAUUCUGUUAGCAGAUGAAAUUGCAAGCAUUUAUCUUGAGCUUAUUUCUAUUGACAGUGAUAUGUCCAAUGAGAUUAACGGCUUGGGCUUAACAUUGUGUUCACUGUCCACCAGAUCGCUUCAAAGACUAAGAAAUGAGGUGGUAUUGAACCAGUGGCUUCAGCAAAACUUCAAGUCAGUUGUCACAAUGUAUGAGGACCGAUUUGAGUUAUUUGUCUUCAGCAGGAAACAGCUAGAGGACUCAGUUGAGAGUCGAAACGAAAAGAUUAUUUGGUGGAAGAAGUUUGCUUUCAGCAAGUCAACAAGAUCGUCCUCAUUGCAUCAUGUCCAGAUCAACCUCAUUUCCUUGCUUGUCAAACGAACCAAGGAGUUGAGAGCCUUGACCGGCUGGUACUGUUAUCUACUAGUGCAGUUCUUAUCGAAUGUUUUGCAUACAUGAUAAGGAGGUACUACUUUAGCUUGUAUCUGGAGCUCUUAGAUAUCACAAUGCCUUUUGCUAGUGCUGUUUUUACCAAGAUCAGGGGUGCUGUCUCUUUCUUCCUAAUGUGUAUGAUUGGAAGAUCUUUAGGACUCAUUUUUAAUGGGAUUAGGCAGUCCUUGGGCUGGAGGUAAGAUGUCUUUGUUUCAGUUUUCGGUUAGUUGUCACCAUUUAUCGACAUCUUUUUUUUCCUGAAACUAUGGGGAAAAAAUGAUGCAUGACAUUUGGAAAAGUUAAAGUUUUCUUCUAUUACCUACAAAAUAUAAAAAUUUCAGAAGCAAAUGAAUUUUUUUGGGCAAGCAUUUUUUGAUUGAUAAACGUUUUUCUUUUUUUUUUUAAUUUUAACUUUUUACUGCAACAACCUCUUCUAUUUGUUCAUCUUCUGGAAGGAUUGUAACUUUCCAAGAAAUUGAUAGUUCACCGCAGUUUGGUGCUGCAAAUUCUUCUGAUAUCUGUUCAACGUAUGCUAGACUUUGGUUUGGCCUUUUCUCAUUGCAUGUUUAGUUAUUUAGUUGGCCUGAGAAAUUUUAGGUGAAACUGAUUGUGAUUGGGGUAAGAUUCAGUCCAGAGCUUCAGGCUGAAGACGAGUGAGGCUUGAUGUUUGUUGUCAGAGCUAACCACAAGUCCACAACCAUAAACCGAGUUUCAAGUAUGAGAACCUUUACUUUUUCUCGAAAAAAGCCAAAGUCUGUAUGAGAACCUUUACUGCAUGUGAAAGAGGUGCGGUUUAACAUUUAUCAGCACUCAGGUUCUGAAAACAAAUAAAUUUGCAUUACUACAAUAUGAGAGAAAGUGAACAAUUGAAAGAGGCUCUUC
Messenger RNA from Elaeis guineensis (African oil palm), 2757 nucleotides. RefSeq lists its product as uncharacterized. Lineage: Eukaryota; Viridiplantae; Streptophyta; Magnoliopsida; Arecales; Arecaceae. The record is from RefSeq and is a predicted model, not a curated record.